Engraulis encrasicolus (European anchovy) is the source of this 4429-nucleotide messenger RNA. RefSeq names its product insulin-like growth factor-binding protein 4. Gene Ontology annotation, biological process: regulation of insulin-like growth factor receptor signaling pathway. Lineage: Eukaryota; Metazoa; Chordata; Actinopteri; Clupeiformes; Engraulidae. The transcript has 4 exons. Gene Ontology annotation, molecular function: insulin-like growth factor II binding; insulin-like growth factor I binding. The coding region runs from base 1709 to 2668 and encodes 319 amino acids. Gene Ontology annotation, cellular component: extracellular region. The record is from RefSeq and is a predicted model, not a curated record.
ACACAGACCACAGGAGCACACGCUGACACAACACAGAGUCACACUCACACACACACACGCACACCCACUCACCGACAGUCAGAGAGACACAGAGAGUGAGUGAGGGAGUGAGUAGGAAACAGAGAGAAAGAGAGAGAGAGGUGAGAGAGAGACACUGAGAAGUAUAUUGAGAAAACUUGUUUCCUACUUUUGGUCACACACUACACUCUUUUUUUUGCACUCACACCUGAAAGAAAAGGCGGUGGGUGUUUCUUCCUAUUUUUUCUUCUUCUAUGCUUUGCUGAGAUCAAUAUUCGAAAGCCAUUUUUUUGUGCUUUCUGCUUUUGUGGCAUAAAAGGUGCCGACAAUAGGGAUUCUCCCAGACGCGCCGGACGGAAUCUAUAUCAGAAGCCGCCACUGAAUCCUGCAACCAGCAAACCCAAACCACCGACAGACCAGGCUGACGACAACAACCCAAAAAAAAAAAAUCUGCCUUCAACCUCUCCAGCGUUUUACGAACCCCUGAGGACGCAUCAUCACCCAUGCCCGGCACUGCUCCUGCAUGCCAACCCGUGUCGACCGACGCCAGCCUUUAUCACCACCACCACCACCAUCUUCACCAUCUUUACCCGCGGCAGCAACAAGAGGUGAAGCCGAAGCUGUUUGAGCGGAGGCUGCCAGGCAUCCUCUAUCACGUAGCGCUGCAGCUGAGGUGAGCUCGCUCGCCCGCCUGCCCGCCCGCCCGCCGUCACCGCCGAGGGAAAAAAGAGGGAAGAGGGAAGGAGGAAGGAGGAAGAAAAGAGAAGAGAGAGGAGUGUGACAACAUUGUGCCUGAGGGUGGAAGUCAGUGAGUUAGUGCCACCGGUAAUUGCUACCGCUACUGCUGCUGCUGCUGCUGUUACUGCCGCUACAGGACUAACGCUGCCAGAGGCUGCUUGCCGGUUAGACAGACUGACAGAUUAUUUUCCCCCCCCUCUCCACAAAUAGAGAAGAGGAGACGAGAGAGAGAGAGAGAGAGAGAGAGAGAGAGAGAGAGAGAGAGAGAGAGAGAGAGAGAGAGAGAGAGAGAGAGACUGAAACUGUGAGAAGAGAGGUGCUGUAUCAGAUUGGCAAAGAGAGACAGAGAGGAAGCAACGUGUGUUUGUAAUAGAUAGACACAGAGAGAGGACAGAAAGAAGGAAAGAAAGAAAGAAAGAAAGAAAGAAAGAAAGAAAGAAAGAAAGAAAGAAAGAAAGAAAGAAAGAAAGAAAGAAAAGGGUAAGGUGAGAGGAAUGACACACACAGGAACCAGAGCAGACACCCGAGCAGCGGAGUGAGAGAGAGAGAGAGAGAGAGAGAGAGAGAGAGAGAGUGAGUGAGAGAGAAGAAAAGAAAAGCAGGACAAAAUAUAAGAAGGAGAGCAAGGACAAGGAGAAGGGCAAGAGGUUCUCAGGUGAGCAGUGGGAAAAAGAAAAAAGAAAUUGAACAGAGGAGGAAGAGAGAGAGAGGGAGAGAUAGACGGAACAUUGUAAGAAAAAAAAGAGGUCAGGGCACGAAACUAGAGUUCACCACAGGAGGGAACGAGGGAGAGAGAGAGAGAGAGAGAGAGAGACCUACUAACGGACAAAGUUAGAGAUCAGAUCUCUACAUCAAGAAAAAAAAACAGUGAGAAACAGGAGAGAGAGGGGGAGUGCAGAAAGAGAAAGAAGAAAGGAAGAAAAAAGCACACCGGCUAAGAAAAAAAUUAACCAUGCGACACAUAAGCAAGCGCUGGCCCACUCUGCUGAGUGACAACGUCAUGAAUGCCAACACCACCACCACCACCACCGGCAUCGGUGCCACAACUGGUAUCACCAGCAGCACCGACGUCCCCAUCGGCCACUCCCGACGUCACCGGACCCAUCAACACCACGGCCUCCGGGCCACCGGCUGGUUCGCCGCGUACGGCGCGCUGGCGACGACCCUGCUGCUGUCCCUGUGCGCUGUGCGGCCGUGCGCGGCCGAGGACGCCAACGCCAUCCGCUGCCCGCUGUGCACCGAAGAGAGGCUGGCCCUGUGCCGGGUGCCCGAGGGCUGCGAGGAGACGGUGCGGGAGCCGGGGUGCGGAUGCUGCCCGACGUGCGCGCUGGCACGCGGGGCCCACUGCGGGGUCUACACGCCCCGGUGCGGCACGGGCCUGCGCUGCUACCCGGCGCGCCACGCCGACAGGCCGCUGCACUCGCUCAUGCACGGCCAGGGCGUGUGCACCGACGAGCGGGAGGUGGAGGAACGCGUCGCAGCUACUCAGGGAGAGGAAACCGUCGUUCCCGAGCACCCGAACAACAGCAACAUUCGCUGCAGCCCUCAGGACAAGCGUUGCAUCCAGAAGACGCUGGCCGGCCGUCAUCCCAACAGCAAGUCCACCAACCAGCGCAACACCAGCCCCCGCGAGGACCCCAAGGCCGCCCUGGCCCCGUGCCGUGCUGAGCUGCAGAGAGCGCUGGACCGCCUGGUCGCGGGGCCCCGCACGCAUGAGGACCUCUACACCAUCCCCAUUCCCAACUGCGACAAGAACGGAGAUUUCCACGCCAAGCAGUGUCACCCAGCACGAGAUGGGCAGCGGGGCAAGUGCUGGUGCGUGGACCAGAAGACGGGCCUGAAGCUACCGGGUCCCCUGGAGCUGCGGGGAGAACUGGACUGCCACCAGCUGAUGACGACAGUGCGGGAGUGAUGGCCUCGCCCGCCAUGCACCGCCCCCAGCGACAGACCAGGGUGUCAAAAACUCUGGCGGCUCAGGGGUGCGUUUCUACACAAACGUCGUUGUUAACUAAGUUAGCAACUUAGUUGGUUUGCAAUGCAAUUUCGCAUUGGAAAGCUAGUAAGUUGCUAACUGGUUAGCAACAAUGCUUUCAAGAAACGGGGUCCAGAGGUAAAAAAAAAAAAAACCCUGUCACGUUUUCCUUUCAACACAGGUGACUUCACUGAGUAAACUGGUCUGACACCUGUCUUGAAUUCUCCAAUACUACCAAUACGCUGAUUCUGAGCUGGAAGGAUCAAAGUUGUGGCAGGGUUUUUACUAUCUGAGCCCAGGAUUGACACCUCUGGUGACAGUAACCUAUGUGGACAUAACGGGGGAUCCCCAACCACCAACCACCACCCCUUUACACCCUUUUACUACGCUGUAGAAAUGUUCCUCAAGGAAGCCUCAGUUGGCUCAAGGGGGACCUAAACGUUCUCUGAGGAACGUAAACAUUUCUCUGGAAAACCUUGAAGUUCUAGGAAGAACCCCAAGGUUCCACAGUGGAAAUUGAAGGGUUCCUCAAAGGAACCAUUUUGGUUCCUGUGUUCUCUGAGUAACCUUGUUUUUUUUUUACAAGGACCAAUUUGUCAUACAGUACAGUUGGUUCCCCUGAGAACAUUUAGGUCCCUCAGAAAACACAGUUGGCAAACUGAGGGCUCUUCGGGAACUUUUCAUUUUUACAGGCCUAGCCCCCCCACCUCUGAACCAACACCAGUGGGGAUCCUCCAAAACUGAUCACCCCUAUCAACCUGAACCCCCUCAGCCUCCACCACCAUCACAAUCGCCUUCACCACCUUUGCGGAGGAGAAUACAUGGAAGCGAACUGGUGGAGUGAAGCAAAAAAAAUAAAACCCUUCCUCCAUGGAUGUCAAGCGAAUUGGAGCGAAGUGAGGAGGUGAAAGAGGAAUGAAGCGAAAGCGUUUGAGACAAGCAAUCAAUGGAUCAGCAAUGAAAUCCACACCACUAAUCGAUCUAUCUGAUUUGUUUACGUUUACCAGCUGUCGACUGCGGAGGUGCAUCUUGUCACCAUGGGUAGGCAGGCAGCCUCUUGGUCGCCCCCAAGAUGAAGCCCUAGAUGCCCUUAGAUGGUGAAUAACUUAGUUCACACUUUGUAUACAGUAUAGUGGCACGUUUCUUUUAGAUGUGCACUCCUUUGGUAUAUUCGCUUGGGGCCCCAGAUGAUCCUAGAGUCACCUUUGGUUGACGAUUUUCGUGUGGCAUCACUUUGCUCGAUUCGCUUCCAUGUAUCCCCUCCCCAUCUUUACAGUACCUGGUCUUUGGCCAGCUGUCUUCUUCUGGUGCUCUGCAACGCGCCAAUUAUGGAAGGACUUGAUCCAGAAACCAACUUUGGGGAGGAAUGGUACUUGGGUAUGCUAUAACGAAAAGAAUGGGGGGAAAAAACAACAACAACAUCAUCAACAUAGAGAUAUCUUCUUUUAUUACCAUUGUUUUAUUAUUAUUGUUAUGAUUUUGUGACUUGUUUUGUGAGCUUAUGUAUGUGUGGAUGGGUAUUUGUUUCUCCGUGCCUAUAUAUAAAUUUAUAUAUAUAUAAAUACAUAUCUCAUAUAUGUCUUUUGAGCACUUGAGUGUCUUUUAAUAUCAGUGGAAUUAUACAAAUGUGCUGGCUUUAAAGUAAAUGAAAAAUAAAAUAUGAAAAAACUCAAAAUAAAUAGCUUUAAAAGCUGUUCUGAA